AUGAAACUCCAUAGUGGUGGAAGCAAGGCUGCAUUGAGAUGCCUGUCGCGAUGGAGCAUACAGUGCUAUAGCCAUUCCGCCAGGGUCACUCCAGUGCCAGCUCUGCAAAAUCAUGCCCUGCCCCUGGACCGCUUCCGGGAGGCCGCUUACAAGGCUGAAAAACCUCUCAUUAUCAAGGCUGCAUAUGAACAAGGCACCUUACCCGCGGUGAGCAGGUGGUUCGUGCCGGAGGGCUCAGAUGAGGCGGCAUCAGGAGUUCAGAAGUGGACAACCACGCCAUAUCUAGAGCAAUUCGCCGGGACGGCCUUUCCAUAUGAACUCAUCGCUCCUCAGAACGAGAACUCCAGCAAGGCAGAUAUAGUCCAUCAUUUCCAGUCCUGGCUAUCCAAGUCCGGAGACGAAACAUACACCGCUCUGGCCUCCAUCCUGGCACACCACACCUCAGUCUGCGGCCCAUAUCAGUCCACUCAACCACAGCUCCUCCGCUUCUACGCCCCCCUAGCCCUCCUCGUCGCAGCACUCAAGUUCAACCGAGAACACUCCCACACCCCGCUCACCAAGCUCUACAUAGCACAGUCCGCCCUCGCGGACCUCCCGCCAGAGCUUCAGACGGAUGUCCCCGCGCCGGAGAUCGUCCGCCACGCCGGCAAGGGCGACGUCUACGACUCGAGCGUCUGGCUCGGGCUGGAGCCGACGUACACGCCCUGGCACCGGGAUCCCAAUCCCAACCUGUUCGUGCAGCUGUGCAGCUCCAAGACCGUCAGGACGAUGUCACCAAGUGCAGGCGAGCACGUCUUCCGCAUGGUGCAGAUGCGACUGGGCCAGUCGGGAAGCUCGAGGAUCCGUGGAGAGGAGAUGAUGCUUGGCCCAGAGAGGGAGGCCCUGCACGAGGCUAUAUGGGGCAGCGAUACUGCCGAGGGUCUGAGAGAGGCACAUCUCGAUCCCGGUGACAGCUUAUUCAUCCCCAAAGGGUGGUGGCACAGUGUCAAGAGCGACUUCGCCGAUGGGAGGCUGAAUGGGUCUGUCAACUGGUGGUUUCGAUGA
This is a messenger RNA of Thyridium curvatum, 1044 nucleotides long. RefSeq lists its product as uncharacterized. NCBI's taxonomy places the organism in Eukaryota, Fungi, Ascomycota, Sordariomycetes, Thyridiales, Thyridiaceae. Bases 1 to 1044 code for a protein of 347 amino acids. The record is from RefSeq and is a predicted model, not a curated record. The transcript has a single exon. Gene Ontology annotation, molecular function: 2-oxoglutarate-dependent dioxygenase activity.